AUGUCAUUUAGGGUUUUCAAGGGCUUCAGGGCACUCUUAGCUCCAGCCAAAUCUGCCACUGCAUCCAAAUCGACGGCUACAAAGACAACUGCAGCGAAGCCAAAGCCUAAGCCAAAACCAAAGGCGACUUCUACUACUCCAAAAGCACCCACGGGAAUACUCAAGCCAAAGCCUGUCUCUCCUGUUCUCAGUGAAUUCUUAGGUGGAGUCCAUGAGGCUUCUCGCACUGAUGCUGUAAAGAAGAUCUGGUCGCACAUCAAGCUCCACAACCUCCAGAACCCCACAAACAAGAGGGAGAUCUUUUGUGAUGCAAAGCUAAAGACCCUUUUUGAUGGGAAAGACAAGCUUAUAACAUGCUCUGAUAAUGUGAUUGAUGACACAAUAUUACAAAAGUUGCUUGUACUUUUCCGAAAGGCAAAAACUGUUUACGGUGAGAGUUGUUUAAAGUGCUUUUUGGACAUGUAUAAUCAGCUUUUUGAUUGCAGUGGUGACCUAUUUGUUAAGCUAAGUUCACUUCUGAUUCAAAUUAUGAUGGAACGAUUACAACACAUGAUGACAGUUGAUAAAUUUGUUCCUGAAGGGAACCAUUGGUCAAGCAAUGAGAAAGUGCGUCCGUUGUACUCAGCAAGGCAAAGUGGAGCUGAAGGCCAUAAAUCUUUUAACAAGAGAUGCCAUAUUUAUACUGCACGUAAAAUCAAGUAUACUAAACUGAAUGUAUCGGAACUGAGCUCUGCAAUGACGGGCAGACGAGAUGAACUCUCUCACUGGACGUCAGGCGGUUUAGAGCAUAGGUCGUACAAUGCUGGCGAGUAA
Molecule: messenger RNA, 813 nt
Organism: Dovyalis caffra
Lineage: Eukaryota; Viridiplantae; Streptophyta; Magnoliopsida; Malpighiales; Salicaceae
Source: the annotation of a GenBank genome assembly